Molecule: messenger RNA, 1694 nt
Organism: Camellia sinensis
Lineage: Eukaryota; Viridiplantae; Streptophyta; Magnoliopsida; Ericales; Theaceae
Product: putative F-box protein At5g50220
Molecular function (GO): protein binding
Source: RefSeq, a predicted model, not a curated record
AAAUAGAAUUUCCCAAUUUUCUCACCUUGGAAGCACCCUCAACUUGACACUCAAAAAUUCUACAGUCCAAAUAGAAUUUCCCAAUUUUCUCACCUAGGAAGCACCCUCAACUUGACACUUGAAAAUUCUAUGAAGCACCCUCAACUUUACACUUGAAAAGCCACUUGGUGCGCUCUCUCUCUCUCUCUCUUGCCAUCUUGAUCUUGAUCUUGAUCUUGAUCGUCAACAUGUUCUCAAAAAUCAAAAUCCCAGAAUUCGGAUUUUGAUAAUUGCACUGAAGAACCAAGGGCAUGAGGGCAACCAGGGACACCCAGCUGAGAGAAAGCAGCAAGCAGUGCAAGCUUUUACAAAAGGACAAACUUUCUCACUUGUUAAGGGCUUCUGCCAAUGAAAAGAAGGAACACAUGAAUGGGUUGCCAGAAAUUAAGUGGAGUCAAGUGGCACAUCUUCCUUAUGACUUGAUUUUCAAGAUUCUUCUUCUACUUCCUGCCGAAUCUCUUCACAGAUCAAGUUUUGUGUGCAAGGCGUGGUUCAAUUUGGUUAACAGCUCGAAUUUCACGGAUGCUUAUAUUUGUCAUUCUGAAACAGUUUUCAUCUUUCUGCAAUUAGUCUCCCAAAGAAGGCCCAAGACUUUCUCUAUUGAAGCCAAGCUCGGUCUAUCAGAAUAUCACUCAAUUUUUUUAACAAGGGAACCAUCCAGAUCUUACAUCAAUUUCUUAGAGGUGAAAGAUGGAAAGAGUAAGGUAAUCGAGUCACAAAUAAGUGGCUUAAAGGAUAUUCUAGCAACCUGUAAUGGUUUAAUUUUGGCCACAUGCGAGCAGAAUGGAGGCUUACUUGUGAUAAAUCCGGUGACUAGGAAGCUUGUUGCACUUCCUCUAGGUACUAUUAAUGCCCGUGAUGAGUCAUAUGGUUUUGUGUUCGGCCACUUGACUGGAGAAUAUAAAGUGGUACACUUGUUUCGGGAUGAAAGUGGGUAUAUUAGUUGUGAGAUACUGAGCCUUACUACUAGAUCGUGGUGGGCAGUGGAUGGGCCGUCUUUUGGACUAUUUACGAAGUUAAUACGCAAACCUGUUGCAGCCAUUGGAGCCUUGCAUUGGCUCCCCGCAAAACAUGGUUGCAGUUACAUUGUAUCUUUGAGCGUUGAUGAUGAGAAAUUUCACACUAGAGCUCUUCCUAUUAGCAGCAGCGUAAAUGACAGACUACUUGAGAUUGGGGGAUUUUUGAGCUUUGUGACUCACGUGACACUAAAUCGAAUAGAGGUAUGGAUCUUGAAGGUAUUGCAAGGGGGAUCAUGGGUAAAGCGACAUAUUAUCACAAGCAAUAAGAUAACGGAUUUGAUUCCCAUUUCUACAUUGAGGCAUGGUAGAGAAAUGGUCUUCAAGGGAUGCAGAGAUGGCUCUUUUUAUGCUUAUGAUAUCGAAAUUCAAGUGAUGAGAAAGGUUGAGAUGGAAGGAGAACCUCACAGGCACCGCAGCUCUUACCUCCCUCAUGUGAAUACCCUUGCUUCAUGGGAAAGUAACGCAGCCUUGUGGUAGAAGCCAACUGUUUCUUUGCUUAUUUAUCAUUUUCAUAGUAAAUCAAAUGAAGUGUUUCUGGAAGUAUGAACUUUAUAAAUCAAGCUCAAGGGCUUGUUUGGGAACGAUGUCUUGGAUGUGGUUCUUCAAUUUUUUUUUUUUUUUUUUUUUGGGGGGGGG